CGGGGAAGCAGCCAUCUUGGAAUUGAUGGUCAACGAAAGUGAAAGGGUGGAUUGACGUGCUGUUAUAUCCGUUUGAUCGCAGCUAAACACCGACAGGACUAUAGGAAUGACUGGGACGCUAGCUCAGGCUCGUGUACAGCUUCAAAAUGCUGAAAGUUCUCUCCUUUUUAUGCAACAAGAACACGCAAAAACAUUACAGGGACUCUAUGCGGAGAUCAAUAAGCUUCAAAAGAAAUGUGGAGAACUAACUUUCAAACUGGCUAUGAACGCUACAACUGCAAAUGACGAGGAAGCUCAAGUAAAACACACUGUAGAUGAGUCACAAAAAGUACUGGCUGAGUUCAAGACUGAGAACAUUGAGUUAAAGGGAAUUAUUGAAAAGAAGAACAAAAGAAUUGUGGUUCUGGAAGCUCAGCUGAAAACACUGGAUCAAAAGUAUGUCAAGGAUUUAUCUGAAAAAGAAUCUAAUCUAAUUGCUGUGUUAAAGGAACUUGAAAAGAAAUCAGACACUAUAGCAUAUCUGACCUCUCAACUUCACAAUAGCAAAAUACGACAGUCUGGAAGAAAUCAUCAAAAUCAGCCUUCAACUGGGAAAAACAUCACCGAAGUCUCUAAGGAGUCACGAGAAGCAAGAAUAGAAGGUAAUACUGCAGUGGAAAAUGGAUCAUCCCACACAGAUAUCUCAAGUGGAACAUCUUCAAGAACACCUGUUCCACCAAGAGAGGGUACUCCUUCCAAUGUUCAGCGAAGAUAUCGCAGGUCUACUACGUCUCCUGUUCCUCAGUCAUUAGGCACUAAGAUGAAGACUUCAAGAGCUGUUGGAAUCCAAGCCUCACCAAAUGAAAUCCAACUGAAUGUAGCACCUGUGAAAUCAACCAAAGGCAUGCCCUUGCGUCCAAAGCGAGCUUCUUCUCCUUCAAGACCAGGACUAGGAAUUUCAAAAGGUUUGCAGCGUUCUGCAGGAAGGGAAAGACCGUUUCCUGAUGAUUAUGUAGAGUUCCUGAGAACUGGAACAAGACCAGACCCACAGGUAGUGGUUAGGGCUGCACCAGAACCCUUACCACCGAUUUCUGCAAACGAAAGACUAGCUACAACACCCAAGACUCCUUACACAGGAAGGGUCCAAAUGAACAGGGGGCAUUCCUCCCAGGGGGUUCCUGCAACAAUUUACACAGAUGGGUCUACAGCAGUAGAGGAUGUAGGAAAAAUUAUUGUGUCACCAUUGAGUUCACCUGAAAAAGGGUGGCGGCAUAAGCAGCAAUCUCAACAAAAUGGACCAGAAUAAAUAAUUCAACUGUAUUAUAUUUGUAUAUAUCACCAUUUUUUUAUCAACAUGACAAGCCUCAAGUCAUUUGUUUUGACAAAUAGCAUGUACAUUUUAAUGUAAAUAGUGUGUAUAUGUUUCAAUUCUAUGAGCCCUUUUCUGUUGUUAUAAUGUUUUAAGUGAAGUAGUCUUAUGAUUUGUUGAGAGAUAAUAUUAUAUGGUUCAAUAAUAUAUAAUAGAGGAUUGAGGAGUUGACGCAUGUCUCCAAUGAUAGGGACAGAGUGAUUAAAUGUGUACUUUAGAUUGUUCUUAUUUUUCAUGUAAAGGUUUUCUUGUCACUUGCCAAAAGUUUUUAGCUUUUUAGCAAAGGAUUGUAAAAAUCUUAAAUGUACAGAUGUACAGUUAUGUGUAUACAGGGAUGAUAGCCAACAUAGAUAAUUGUUAAUUACAUUAUAGAUAGAAACUGUGAAUACACUUAUAGCAUAAAACUGUUAUGAUAUCAAAACUGAAAAUAUGACUUGAAUUUUGUGGUGAGAAUAUGAACAACUUGAGGGGAUGAGGAUGUUGACAUCCUUACCUGCUUGAUGUUGUAUUAAAGGAAUAAAGACACUGCUUCUUUAUCUGA
Molecule: messenger RNA, 1889 nt
Organism: Pocillopora damicornis (cauliflower coral)
Lineage: Eukaryota; Metazoa; Cnidaria; Anthozoa; Scleractinia; Pocilloporidae
Source: RefSeq, a predicted model, not a curated record